GGCAAGCCUUCUCGAGUACUUUUCCAUAUAUUGCCUGGCUGCCUGAAUCAUGGAUUGGUAUGAUUUCUUGGGCCAUGGCCAAACAUGGUAGGGCAUGCAUGAUGGUUGAAAUGAAUGUCAUCCACACAUCAUGGUGGGGUCCAUAGAGGUCAUUUGCACUACAAUUGUGGUGAAAACGUUUGCACUUGAUUAUUCCCUCCCUCCCUCCCCCCCUCAAAUACUUCUAUAUUUCUCAUGUUUGUCUUUGUAGACACUCAAAGCAUAAGCAUGUAGGACACAUCUAUACCAAGCUAAGAAAACCCAUUUCCUCCCAUUCAUCGAAAGUGGGCCACCGCUGUUAGAAAUGUCGACCGCCCAGCCAGUUGUGGUGUACCCAAAUUCCAUGUUAGCCGAACCUUCUUCGCAUUCUAAGGGCUCAUUUGGGCCAGUUUUCAUAGCAUUGUCUGUGAUCAUUGUCCUAGCGAUGCUCGCUUGCUGCCUAGGCCGGCUUUGCUCACGUCGGUUCUCCCAUCCGAAGGCCAAACACGGUCGGGCGGCGCAUGGGAAAGGUGAUCUCGAAGAUGGGUUUGAGAUAAGUAUGCCGACGGCCCGACGGGGCGGUAACGGAGAAAUCAGAGAUGCGAAACCAGCUGAAAAUGGAGGAAUUAAAGAAGUACGUGGUGGUAAUGGACAUAUCAGAGAAGCUAAAAUAGCUGAAAAUGGAGGAAUGAAAGGAGAAGUUAAACCUGUUAAGAAUGGUGAAGGCAGGUCGAGUGCAUGAAAAUAAGUAUCUUUUUUUUCUAAUUGCGUUUGAUUUUGUUUCUGUUCUAUAUGUGUGCAUGGGUUUGGUAUUGUGAUGUGUACCAUCAACGACUAAGAUUGAAUUGAAGAAUUUACAUGUGUUUUGAACCGUCGAUUAACUGAUCGACUGUUAAGUGGCCCAUCACAAACAGCUUAGGUCUGUUUGGAUUCAAAAUUAUUUUCUUUUUUAA
This is a messenger RNA of Magnolia sinica, 971 nucleotides long. RefSeq lists its product as uncharacterized. The transcript has a single exon. Lineage: Eukaryota; Viridiplantae; Streptophyta; Magnoliopsida; Magnoliales; Magnoliaceae. The coding region runs from base 344 to 760 and encodes 138 amino acids. The record is from RefSeq and is a predicted model, not a curated record.